Molecule: messenger RNA, 2621 nt
Organism: Belonocnema kinseyi
Lineage: Eukaryota; Metazoa; Arthropoda; Insecta; Hymenoptera; Cynipidae
Exons: 8
Coding region: 158-1480 (440 amino acids)
Cellular component (GO): extracellular region
Source: RefSeq, a predicted model, not a curated record
UACAGUCAAGUUUUUUAUGAUCUCAUUGAACCAAAAUCAAAAGUUAACCUAUUUUUUGGCAAAUAACCUCUAAAUUACAUUCUUUGGAACAUUUUAUUUGUAGAAACCAAAAAAAACCGUAUUUACAAAGGAAGUAUUAAAAGUCUUAAUUUUCAGAAUGCCUCAAAAAAUAACUCCAGAGUUUAUUCAAGGGUGUAUAAAACACCACAACGAUUAUCGAGUCAGUCACGGUUCUCCACCAUUGGUAGAGGAUGCAAAAGUAAAACAUUUAUCUCCUUUCAUAUCUAAAUUGAAUCAAUUUGCACAAGAAUGGGCAGAAAAUUUAGCAAAGAGAAACAUUAUGGAACAUAGGGGCAAUAAUCCAUACGGAGAAAAUAUUUAUCAGGCGUACAAUUCAGAUCCGGAAUGGAUAAUGAAGCCAAUAGACUCAGUUAAGGUUUGGUACGAGGAAAUUUCUUUGUACAAAUUCGGCGAGGAGAAACCAAGGAAUCCAAGUGCAGUAGGACACUUUACUCAGUUAGUCUGGAAGGAAACAGAAAAGGUGGGCGUUGGAAUGGCGACCAGCGCAAAGGGUCACGUGUACAUCGUUUGUAACUAUGAUCCUCCUGGCAACGUGAUCGGUCAAUUCGCAAAAAACGUGCUGCCGGCCAAGAAAUCGCCCAAGGAAAUUGAGAUCGAGAGGAUGGAGAGAGAAAGGAGAUGGCCAGAAAGGGAAGAGCGAAGAAAAAAAAGGGGCGACAGAAUAACUUUGACACCCUCACUCGAGAAAAUUGGAAUCAAGUUCCUUCCACCAAAUAUGGAAGUUAUAGAAUCAAUGGAUCGUUUGAUUGCGGUUCCAUCGGAAAAAUUCCGUGUUUGGAGUUGUUGGUUGUCAAUGGUAGGUGAUGAGGUUCUCGAAUGGCGAUACUGGCUCCUUUCUCAGAUAAAUCUUGUUUUACGGAUGAGUGAUAUAAUGUUGAAAACUGAAGCAAAAGGAAAAGAAAUAAAGAAAAAGGAUGUACCGAAAGCAGAAGACGAAAAGAAAAAUGAAGAAAGUAUAGAAAAGAAAGUUGAAACUAUGGAGCAUACAACGGAAAUCAACGAUGCCCAUCAAAUUGAUAUCCAGCUAGAGUUAGAAGAAGAAGAACAACUUUCUAAAAGAAAGGAUCCUAAGCUUGCAAAAGUGGAGGGUGAAAUUAAAGAGAAGACUUUAGACGACACCCAUGUGCUUGAAGAAUUAAGCCCAGACACAGAACCGACAUCAGAUGCAAAUCCUGUGCUCGAUGAUAGGGAGGAAGAGAUUGACGCAGACGAGGGCAGCAACGAAAAAGCGACGGAUGAAAUUGAGAAAGAGCGGGAGUCAGAUAGACAUAACGGGGAGGAGAACAAAGAAAAGGAGAAUUCCUGGCCGAUCGGUCUGCCUUGGGAGCCCAAAGAGUCAGACAAAAAAGAGAAACGGGGGAAGGAGAUGCGGGAAAAAGUCAAACGCGCGAACCACUGAGUUUGUACAAGCAGUCUCAAUUGUGGUUAUCUGCCCUUCUUCCACGCGAGAGAAUUGCCGAGUCAUUCCAGCGCCUUCCUCAAUGUGCUAUUAAAUUUCCAGUGUCAAAUGCUUCGUCGGACCUCAUCGAGACUUAAACAGCUUAUUUAUGCUACGUUUCACAGUUCCCGUUCAAAAAUUUACUUCUGGAUUUUAACUGAAUUUAGUUUGAGUCAAGAUGACUUUCCAGUUUUAAGAAAUCGGACUUUGUAGAAUAUUCCGAAUGGGUGUAAACAUUUUAUAAAUAUGGGUAUGAAACGUAACUACGCCCACUAACUGCACCUUCUAACGAAAUCACCUAACGAGGCUCACUAAAUGCAUCCUCUAACGAGACCCGAUAAGCACGCCCAAUAAAUAUGCCUAGUGGCACCUAACUCCACCCCCUAAAGAACCACACGUAUCGUAUUCACUAUAAACAUCCGCUGACGAGACUUGAUGAAUGCGCCCACUAACCCCACUUCCAACUUCACCUUUAAGGGAGACUGGAUAAUCGCACCCUUCAUAAAUCACAUUACCUACCCAUGUCCUCAAAGUCCACCCGUUAAUGAGACCCACGAAUCUUACUCGCUAACUCCACUAUGUUAAGUAAACUCUGCAACGAGAUCCGAUGAACACACUUAUUAGCCACGCCCUCCAACUCUACGCUCUAAAAAGGCCCAAUUCAACUCCCUAAACACAUCUGCUAAUGAUACUUGAUUAACCAAUGAAAACCUUAACUUAUCAUACCUCCUAUCGACAUGCACUGACCAAACGGUUAGAAGUGUUUUUAAUUUACUACAUUAGAGAAAGACAAAAUUGUAUACUAAAUGUACUAAACGCACUUACACACCAAUUAUUUAUUCAGAAUUGCGUGAGGGCUGCCUGACCCCUGAGAAACUGCGUGAGCCAACAGUUGCAGGAAGGCUGAGAACUGGGUGACUGAAAGCGAGUGUUUGGUGUGUGUGGUGUUCCACAUCCUCUACCUUUAAACUUUAUCGAAAAGAUAGACAAUAUAGACUUAUAAUUUAUUAUAUUCAUAAAUAAAAAAUUAUUUCUAAUUUAUUAAAGGCCGAGUCUACUAACGGCGAGAAAGUUCGAGUCCUCUGGUUUUGACGUUGAAAAA